CACGCACCUUUCGCCGAUCUCGCUGUACAUAAAGUCCACGUUUCCAGGUCUGCUUCUGAACCGUAGAUCAUUUUGCCGUUGACUAGGCUUUAGACGCGUUGGAAACCAUUUCUUGAGUAUGGCUUCUCGAGGAUACACGUGGAGUGGAAAGACAGACUACUCAUUGCCUAGCGAUGGAAGUUUUAUCAGCGUUCUGAAACUGUGGAACUGUGAAACUGUGUAUCUUGUCAAACUAGAGUCAGCAAAAAUUCGUCUAGCCUACUCAACCCUUCAUGGAAGGCGGUUGUUUUGUCUAGCAAUAUACAAGUUAUAUUGCCGGUUCAAUCCAACUCCACACUGUAUCAAGCACAUUUCUCAACACAAAACCUAUGCAAGGUCUUACUCGAGAACUCUAAUCUUGUUUUCAAGUUCCACUAUUUCAUUUGCUUGCUGUUCAAUUAUCCGACGCAAACCAUCAGCUUCAGUCUCAGUGACAUUUUUGACAAUCAACAUCUUCAGUUCUAGAGGAUCACUAGACUACAUACAUAUCUUGAUCAACUGCACCUGCAGAUGAGGUAGAACAGCCUCUGCUUUCUAAUUUAGACAUUACAGCUAUGAAAUAGCUAGUGCGUGUGUGUUGUGUUACUUUAUACAUAACUGUUGCUGUGACUUGUAGGCUGGCAGUGCUAAUAAACAGACUGUAGUGUACGUGUACUGUACUCUGAUCCGCGUCAGUACCUAUCGAGUGCAAGUUAUCACAGUAGCAUCUUCGACUUGGCCAAUCACAUAUAUACAGAAGCAAGCUAGACUGCCCAGAAACAACGCGGAACGCCUACAUG
This is a messenger RNA of Corticium candelabrum, 818 nucleotides long. RefSeq lists its product as uncharacterized. The coding region runs from base 119 to 553 and encodes 144 amino acids. The transcript is spliced from 6 exons. The record is from RefSeq and is a predicted model, not a curated record. Lineage: Eukaryota; Metazoa; Porifera; Homoscleromorpha; Homosclerophorida; Plakinidae.